GUGAACUAAUUAUUAACCAUUCCCCCUUAGGAAGGAAACAUUCCGAAUCUCAAGACAAAUCUAUUCUUUAUUCCAAUAAAACUCGACGCCGAAAAAAUGUACGAAUACACACCUUUGCAAUUGAACUGAAAACAGAUCUAGAGUUGAAAAGGACAGGACAGUAAUUUUAUCCAAGUAAUAUUCCCUUCAUUCUUUAGGCCUUUAAAUACCCAAAGAAUUCCCUUUUAUGUCACUUCUGUUUACAUUUUUACCCUUGAAUUGAGUUUUUUAUCUUUUUCACUCCGCCAUGGAUGAUGACUCUAGCUCGUCAAAUCAGUCUUGUGAAAGAAAUGAAACAGUAAGAUCAAGGUGGAACCCAAAGCCGGAACAAAUAGUAAUACUUGAAUCCAUCUUUAAUAGUGGGAUGGUAAAUCCUCAAAAAGACGAGACAGUUAGAAUCAGGAAAAUGCUGGAGCAAUUUGGAGCCGUUGGAGAUGCAAACGUAUUCUAUUGGUUCCAAAAUCGGCGGUCAAGGUCUCGCCGUCGUCAACGACAAAUUCAGGCGAGCCUUAGUGCUGCCAGUAACAGUAAUGAAGAACAAUCUGCAAGGUCUAGUAGUAGCGGUGCAAUUCAGUUUCAGACUAAUUUUGUCCCCUCAUCUGUUUCUUCUUCGCUUGGAGGGGUUGUGGGAAAUGCAAAUGAUGGCCUCUUCCUCUUUUCUGGUCCAAUGGAAAUUGAUCAAAACUCUUCUAUCACCUCAAUUUUGUGCUCACCAACAGACAAUUCUAACUUGAAUUGCUCUUCCUCAGGGUUUAUCACAGUUUUUAUCAAUGGAGUAGCAACACAGGUGCCCAGAGGGCCACUUGACAUGAAGGCUAUGUUCGGCCCCGAAGACUUAGUUUUGUAUCACUCCUCUGGGGUGCCACUCCCAGUUAAUGAAAAUGGUUUUGUUGUUCAGGGUUUGCAGCAUGGUGAAAGCUACUUCCUGGUAAGCUCUCAUCAACUUCCACAGGUAGCAGGUGGGAGGGUGUCAAAUAUGACAUGAAUUAGUAUAGGUGCGCCCAAUCUGGCCUAGACACCUUUCUUAUCAGAAAAAAAAUGUAUAUGUUGAUGUUGGUGGUUGAUUGAUUUCUCAUAUUCUCUUUAAGGCUUGGCUUGUCCAUGCAUUUUACUAUACACCCGACUCUUGUUAAGUCGCGGCCAAUUAUAACACUUAUUGGACAAUGUAGUUGAGACAUGAAGCAUAACAAUGUUAUCCCUAAUGGGCACUUCAAGAAGCACAUGGAUAUCUGUGUGAAGACCUGGUUCAAUCAACCAGCACGCAAGCAGAGGAGAAUAGUUGCAAGGCAAGAGUUGGCUGCGAAGAUUUUCCCCUGACCAACUGCUGGAGCUCUUCGCCCUGUUGUCCAUGGUCAGACACUAAAAUACAACAUGAAAGUUAGGUCUGGUAGAUGAUUUUCCCUCGAGGAACUUCAGGCUGCAGGUAUCCCUAAGAAACUGGCUUCAACAAUUGGUAUUGUUGUUGAUCAUCGUUGCAGGAAUCUUUCACUUGAGGGGCUUCAAGCUGAUGUCUUGAAGACCUACAAGGCAAAUUAGUUGUCUUAAUCAAGGUUGGUGAUUCUGCCCUCUCGAGGGAUUGGCUACAGCAACUCAAGUUCAUGGUGCCUACAUGCCUGUUGCGUGUGAGAAGCCAUCUGUAGAUCUUAUCAAGAUUACCAAGGAGAUGAAGCCAUUCAAUGCCUAUAGCAAGCUACGUGUGGAGCGGGCGAAUGAGAAUCACAUUGGUGCUAGGAUGAAGAGCGCUGCCCUCAAAUUGCAAUUCCUUUUUGUUGUUCUAAUAAUAAUAUGCUCUAGUCUUUAAAGAACAAAGCACAAAAGCUCUCACAGCAGAUUUGGAUGUUUUCAGUCAGAAAGAUAUUUGACAGAA
Molecule: messenger RNA, 1906 nt
Organism: Solanum tuberosum (potato)
Lineage: Eukaryota; Viridiplantae; Streptophyta; Magnoliopsida; Solanales; Solanaceae
Product: WUSCHEL-related homeobox 11-like
Exons: 5
Coding region: 287-1024 (245 amino acids)
Biological process (GO): adventitious root development
Molecular function (GO): DNA binding; DNA-binding transcription factor activity
Source: RefSeq, a predicted model, not a curated record